AUGAGAUUAGCCCCCUUGGGUUGGCCGACAGCGGUUUUGGCCUUUGCAUCGAGCGUUCUGGGCAACAGCAUUCAAUUCAGUCCUGGAGGCCGAGCUUCUGGGUUGAGCUUCCGUGUCAACGUUCCAACAUCUACGGCUUCCUCAAGAUCAGGCCCAAUUUACUUUCAAAUUUCAGCCCCGAACGAUGUCCAAUGGGUUGGCCUAGGUCAAGGAGCCAGCAUGGACGGUGCCAACGUUUUCAUGCUUUAUUCCGCAUCCUCCACAAAUGUGACGCUGUCGCCGAGGUUAGCCGCGGGCUACUUCGAACCUGAAGUCAACCCGAAUGCCAAAAUUUCGCUCCUCGAAGGCACGGGGAUCUCAGACGGCAGGAUGGUUGCAAAUGUCAGAUGUGACACCUGCAUGUCGUGGGAAGGAGGGAUGAUGGAUCCUACAGAUACUGCUAGCCCAUGGAUAUGGGGUCUGAAAAUGGGAUCCUCCAUUGAUUCGUCGGAUACUGACGAAGACCUCCAACAACAUGAUGUUAUGGGCACGUUCACUCUUGAUCUGACAAGGGCUGUCGGCGGCAGCUCCGACAAUCCGUUCCAGGAUAUCCCUUCAAAUGACCCCCCGCCCCCGACCUCCACCGAUUCCAACGGCGCCGUGCCUGUACAGGGAGGAAGAUCAGCAAUCGAAAUUAAACGCAUCGCUCACGGAUUGAUUAUGUCUAUCGUCGUUGUGGUCCUAUUCCCUCUUUUCGCGCUGAGUCUUCAAGUUAUCCCCUCGAGAGCCACCGUCCCAUAUAUCCAUGCGCCACUCCAACUGGUCGCACUAUGUUUGGCAAUCGCAGGUUUUGGCAUCGGAAUCUCUUUGGCAUUGGAUCUAGGGGUUAUAUCUGGUUAUCAUCCGGUUAUAGGCCUUAUCAUGAUAGGAAGUUUGAUCCUUUUCCAGCCCGCUCUCGGUCUACUCCAGCAUAUGCAUUUUCGAAAGACAGGCGAAAGGAGUUCCUUUGGUGAUCUUCACCGAUGGGGUGGUCGACUUUUGAUUGUCUUGGGCAUCGUCAAUGGCGGUCUGGGCUUCAAAUUUAGUGGAAUUGGUAAUCCCACCGUACCGAGAGCAGGUGUCAUUGCAUAUGGAGUGAUCGCGGGCGUUAUGGCCCUUGUAUAUGUCGCAAUCGUCCUGGUGAAGUCUUUGAAACAGGGAGGCAAUGCUCAAAUGAAGCCCAUUGGGUCGAAUGGCAACACGCCCCCAAAAGGUUCGGCCGAACAAAGUAUCACGCAUGAUAUAUAG
This is a messenger RNA of Coccidioides posadasii C735 delta SOWgp, 1266 nucleotides long. RefSeq lists its product as uncharacterized. The record is from RefSeq and is a predicted model, not a curated record. NCBI's taxonomy places the organism in Eukaryota, Fungi, Ascomycota, Eurotiomycetes, Onygenales, Onygenaceae.